CGACCUUGCCUCCCACCAUGUCCUCGCUGCACCCCAACAACGUCGACAAGCCCGUCGAGACCAUCCACCCCGACAACCUCCCGCACGCCAACAAGGACACCCUCGCCCAGGCCCUCUCCACCAUCGUCGAGCACUCCAGCAAACACACAGAUGUCACCCAGAGCAUCCAUGGCCCCAUGCACCUCAUUCCCAGCAUCCCCUGGGUGCACAAGCUCAUCCCGGGCAUCGAAGACCUCGCCAACAAGUACCACGUCGGGAAUUUCGUCGUCAUCAGGGGCACAGACGAGCGGAUCUUUGAGAGCAUGCCCAUCUACGCGCGCAUCGGCAUGCAUCUGCUGUUCUACGGCCGCGAGCAGGUCAAGCUGCUCGAGGGGAACAAGCGCAUCGACGAGCUUCUCCGCGACGAGUCGAUCAAGCAAGGAAAGAUCUACGACAGCCCCGAAUCCGUCAAGUCGAUCCCGUCCUUCAUCUCCACGUACAACAUCCAGCUCGACGAGCUGCUCCACCCCGAUCUGAGUUUCUACAAGUGCUUCAACGAGUUCUUCUACAGGAAACUCAAGCCCGAUGCGCGCCCUGUCCAGAACGCGGACAACCCCGACGCAUUCUGCAGCCCCGCCGACUGCCGACUGAUCGUCUUCAGCAGCGUCGCCCUCGCCCAGAAGUUCUGGAUCAAAGGCGACGAGUUCAGCAUCCCGAAGCUGCUGGGCGUCGCGCCCGACUCGGCGCGCGCGCGGCUGUACGCGGGGUGCAGCAUGGCCAUAUGCCGCCUCGCGCCGCAGGACUACCACCGCUUCCACAGCCCGCUCGACGGCGCCGUCACGCGCGCGCCCACCGACAUCCCCGGGCAGUACUACACCGUGAACCCGCAGGCGGUGAACGAGCCCGCGUUCGACGUGUUCACGGCGAACAAGCGCUCCGUCGCGUACGUCGCGCACGCGCGCGCGCGCGGCGAGGUCGCGGUCGUCGCGGUCGGCGCGCUGCUCGUCGGGGGCAUCGGCUGGACGGGGGGCGGGGCGGUGCGGCGGGGCGACGAGCUCGGGUACUUUGCGUACGGCGGGAGCACGGUCGUUGUUCUGUUCCCGAAGGGCGUGAUUGAGUUCGACAAGGACCUGGUGGAGAAUUCGCUGAAGCCUGUCGAGACGCUUGUCAAGGUGGGGUACUCGCUCGGCUCGGCGCCCGCGCAGUGAGUGAGGGAAGAGGAGCAGACCGAAGUCGAGGCGAAGGCGGGGCGGUGGUUGUGUGGACUGAUUUAGUGAUGUCAUGUCAUGUCAUUUUGAUGUACGGCUGGGUGGGCGUGCUGAUUGGGGGUGGCUCGCCCGGCGUUGUGGGCGCGCGAUGGAACUAGUUGGCGGCA
Molecule: messenger RNA, 1354 nt
Organism: Gloeophyllum trabeum ATCC 11539
Lineage: Eukaryota; Fungi; Basidiomycota; Agaricomycetes; Gloeophyllales; Gloeophyllaceae
Exons: 10
Coding region: 18-1187 (389 amino acids)
Biological process (GO): phospholipid biosynthetic process
Molecular function (GO): phosphatidylserine decarboxylase activity
Source: RefSeq, a predicted model, not a curated record